Molecule: messenger RNA, 1880 nt
Organism: Physcomitrium patens
Lineage: Eukaryota; Viridiplantae; Streptophyta; Bryopsida; Funariales; Funariaceae
Product: ATP synthase subunit gamma, mitochondrial
Biological process (GO): proton motive force-driven ATP synthesis
Molecular function (GO): proton-transporting ATP synthase activity, rotational mechanism
Source: RefSeq, a predicted model, not a curated record
UUGGUCUCUCGCUUCCUUUGGGAGACUCAAAUUAAAAGGCAUGGGGAAUCGGUCGCUCUGUCUUCUUAUACUAUCCAAACCCUAGAUUGUUUUGUGCUAGCAUUGCAUCCCGGAGCUCACAUUGGAUCGCAGCUAUGGCUACAGGGGCUGCACGCCGUGGUGGAUCGCGUCUCGCGAAGCAGUUUGCGGAGAAAUUGACGCUUUCUUCGUCCGUAGGGGCUCAGAAUGGGGGAGCUAUGGGGUCUCCGUGGGGGGUGCAAUCAGGUGUGGGAGCGGGUAACGAGUUGAUACCUUUUGGCGUGAGGUACGCGUCGAACCAGGCGGUGCGUAAUCGGAUGCGUUCCGUAAAGAAUAUCCAGAAGAUUACCAUGGCUAUGAAGAUGGUCGCCGCGUCUAAGUUGAGGACUGUGCAGGUGAAGGCUGAGAACUCGCGGGGGUUGUUUCAGCCGUUCACUGCGUUGCUAGGAGAUGCGCCUGCCGUUAUGGGGAACAAAACUCUCGUAGUGACACUUUCGACCGAUAAGGGUUUGUGUGGAGGUAUCAACUCCACCGUGGUGAAGUACUCGCGAUCUUUGUUGAAGUUGAAUCAGUUGAAUGGCGAGGGUCACGACACCAAGUUCGUGAUUGUGGGAGAUAAGGGAAAGGCUCAGUUGCAGCGGGAAUAUAAGAAGCUCAUCAGCACAUACAUCACUGAGACUCAGAAGGUGUCGAUCAAUUUCACCCAGUGUGCCAUGAUUGCCGACGAGAUCAUCAAGUCGAGCGAGUAUGAUGUCAUCAAGGUGGUGUACAACAAGUUCAAUUCCGCUGUUUCUUUUCUUCCUACCGUAGCGACAUUGCUCUCUCCGGAGACGCUGGCAGGAGAAGAAGCACAGAAGAUCGGUAACCUUGAGUCUUAUGAAACCGAGGGAGCCGAAACUCAGGGAGAAGUUCUUCAGAACCUUGCCGAAUUCCAACUGGCUUCUGUGCUCUACAAUGCCAUGCUCGAGAAUGCUACCAGUGAGAUGGGAGCACGUAUGUCUGCCAUGGACAGUUCUACUCGCAAUGCUGGUGAGGUGCUUGACCGCUUGACUCUAAGUUACAACAGAUCGCGUCAAGCCUCUAUUACCACGGAGCUUAUUGAGAUCAUCUCUGGUGCUGCUGCAUUAGAGGGUUAGUUUGGUUCUAAACAAAUGCAUCCGAUUUCUUGACUAAGUCUGAUAGUGGCUGACUUGAGCAUAUGGCUCUCCUGCUGGACAUUUAGUUUUCUAGUCAUUAUGGGGAUGUCAGCAGUUCGGAAGAUUUUCCAGAUAGUAGUUCAUUGAAGCAUUUAUGUUCUAUCUUUGUGGAUACAUGCCUUAAGAACUCUAACUGUGAAUCGGUGUUCAAAUGCUGUCCUAGAACUAGGAUUUCUAGGGCUUUUUCUUGUUUCAAUUGUUGAACGGAGUUUCCUGUAGUGGAUCUUCUGAGUAAGUACCCACCUGGGAUUGAUGUAGUGAGUCAGGACUUCAUUACUAGUUUUUGACCGAUCAGUGUCGUGUAGCUCGAGGAGAUAAUCGUUUGACCUGUGAAAGUUGGUACGCCAUAUGUUGCUUCUGGUGGUGCUACAAAGCAUUUAUGGACAUAUCAGUAAUAAGAUGUGGAGGCAGGAUGCUCUAUCUAGUUGCCCUUUCCCAUUAGAUUUCCAAAAUAAAAGUGGUUCAGCUUCAUCUCCUCGUGGCGAAUGGUCAAGAGGAGUUAAUUUUGAGUAGAUCACCUGGAUGCUUUAGCUCUGAUACAAAAGAGUAAAGCGUAUGGCAUCUAUCCGGGCAUUUGGUUGUGAGUUGAUGUAGCAGUUCUUGUCCUGCAUUUGAUCUGCUGUUUCUAGGACUUUCAGAAUCCACCACCUUUCACUCCUGGUAGAA